AUGACUACCUUCGAGCCCUCUUCUAACGUCAAGGUUGAAAACCUGAUCCCAUCUCCAAAUUCAGUCUGGCGCAUUUUGAACAUGCCCUCAGAAUUUGAUUGGGUUGCAACGCCAAUCCUAGCUAUCCAAGAAUUAUUGAUAUUAGCUCCAGGCGCACGAGAAACCCCCAUACAUGUAGAUGUCCACGAGAGGCUGGACACUAUUUUGCGGCCAGAUCAGAUCUCGGCCCUCCUAGAAAUCUUCAAAACGCGUUACGAACCUUGGCUUAACGCACCAACAAGUCUUACUGCACACUCGGCGCCCACGCCCAUGCUCGACGUAAUCCGUUGUCAAGUGGCCUCUAGAGAUCUUGACCCGACAAUGCAUGCCGUGAUUGCUCCUCGCUUACAAAAGCUCACAGAAAAAAUACAACUGGAGGAGCUGUUCAAUCCACCUCAUUCAACUGAACAAAUUGAGGCUCUUCUGAUCAUGUCCCUUUGGGUCCCCAUUUGUGAUUCCGUGACGAACAAGGGCCACGACCCUCGCAAAUUUAUCUCAACAGCCAUCAACAUCGGGGUAGCCUUAGGCCUACCGCUGGAAAUAACUACCUCUGCGAGAAGACGUCCACACUCAAGGGUGGUGGACCUACAAAUCGAGGAAAACAACUUCAAAGCACGUUUGUGGCUAUUGAUGUCUACCCUUGAAUCCUUGAUCUUUAUAGGAACGGGCAAACCCCGUGUGUCGCGGCGUUCUGAUGCGGAUUACACUUUGAUCAAUGUCCCGGCGUAUGGCGGCCUCCCGGCUGCGAGAGAAAUGCGACUUGGGCUUAUAGCCAGGCUGAUCGAUACCACGGAAAAAGGAUGUAGCUUGAGUCUUGCAGGUCAAGACGACAUCGACACUUUCUCUUCUGAAGCAGCCGGCAUUUUGACCAAGUUCGACGUCCUCAAACGUUUCAUAGCGCCUACUCCUGUCAUAUCCCCGUUUGAAGCAUUCCAAUUCCACAUUCUUCUCGUUCAAUGCCACGGCUGUCGGCUGCUCGUCUUGCAUCACGCCCUCCAAGAGAUACGCAGAGUGUUCCCCAAAUCUGAAACAGAACACCUGGCCAUAGGUUUAGCCUCCACGUUGACCAGAGAUGCGUUGGCCUGCGCUCAGGCUGUAUUGACGGAUACGCUCACAUGGCGCGACCAGGACCAACUCGUGACAAUCCCUGACUACAUAUUCUGGAUGAUAUCAUUCGCCGCAGCAUGGAUCGUUACCUUCAAUUUCUCAGCAUAUCAAGCUCACCACCCAUCGCACGUUGACGCUGCUUGCGAUGGGUUACUGAAAUUGACUAUCACCCGUUUGUCUGAGAUAUCGCGUUCGCCUAACCACACUCCGGCGAAGUGCGCCCAUUUAAUUUCCCUGCUUUAUGGCUCGUUGCAUAGGUUGAUUCCGGAGUUGAUCAGUGGCGACAGGGUGUCUUCGCCUGCUAGUGAUCAUCGGGAAAUAGGAUCUGGAGACAUGGCAGGCCCAAGUUCGAUGCCGACGAAUCCGUACGUCAGCUUGCCGAGCAUGACGAGUACGCCGCCCGGACGUGCGUCCUCCGGGUCAUGGAGUGAUCAAGCAUAUACUGCGGUUCCAGGAAAUACGAAUCAAGUCGGGGAGACGUUGGGACAAGAUGCCUUUCUGGGUGCGGAAUUUUGGACGUCUUUUAUGGAUAAUCUACCCUCGUCCCAUCCCUGA
Messenger RNA from Laccaria bicolor S238N-H82, 1701 nucleotides. RefSeq lists its product as uncharacterized. Bases 1 to 1701 code for a protein of 566 amino acids. NCBI's taxonomy places the organism in Eukaryota, Fungi, Basidiomycota, Agaricomycetes, Agaricales, Hydnangiaceae. The transcript has 5 exons. The record is from RefSeq and is a predicted model, not a curated record.